AUGGCAGAGCUCAACCAGACAGUGACUCAUUUUGUGUUCUUGGGACUUACUGAUAACCGGAAUCUGGAACUAGUUUUAUUUGUCAUUUUCUUCUUCAUCUACCUGCUUACCCUAGUAGGGAACCUCUUGAUUGUGGUUACUGUGGCUUGCAACCAGUGCCUCCACACGCCAAUGUACUUCCUUUUGGGAAAUCUGUCUUUCCUUGACAUCUGCCAUUCCUCUGUCACUGCACCCAAGAUGCUGCUUGACUCUGUUUUCAGCCAGAAGAUCAUCUCCUUUGCAGGAUGUUUGGCACAACUCUUCUUCCUCCACAUCUGUGCUUCUGCUGAGAUCUUCCUCCUGACUAUCAUGGCCUAUGACCGCUGUGUUGCCAUCUGCUAUCCAUUACAGUAUGCGAAUCUUGUGAAUCUGAAGAUCUGUGCAUACUUAGUGGGUGCUCUGUGGAUGGGGGGCAUCAUUCACUCCCUGGUCCAGACUGUCCUCACCAUUAGCCUUCCUUUCUGUGGCCCAAAUGUCAUAGACAGUUUUUUCUGUGAUAUUCCCCCAGUCAUGAAGUUGGCUUGCACUGAUACGUACUUCACUGGAGUUCUCAUAGUAUCGAACAGUGGUGUGAUCUCCUUGGUUUGCUUCUUGGCCUUAGUGUCGUCCUAUGCCAUCAUCCUUCUCUCACUGAGAAAGCAGACAGCCGAAGGCCGCCGUAAAGCCUUCUCUACAUGUGCUGCCCACCUACUUGUUGUGGUCUUGUUCUUGGGGCCUUGUAUUUUUAUCUACACCCGCCCAACCUCCAGCUUUUCAACAGAGAAAAUGGCAGCUGUCUUUUACACCAUGGUAACCCCUUUCCUCAACCCUGUGAUCUACACCCUGAGGAACAAAGAGGUAAAGAACUCCAUGCAGAAACUCUGGUUCUGGAGGAAGAUCUUCUUCACAAGGAAACGAAUUAGUCAGCUUGCUUUGGUGGAAAACAGCUCAGUAAAAAAGGAGAAGACAAUUCAGUGCAAUGAAUGA
Molecule: messenger RNA, 1005 nt
Organism: Python bivittatus (Burmese python)
Lineage: Eukaryota; Metazoa; Chordata; Lepidosauria; Squamata; Pythonidae
Product: olfactory receptor 4E2-like
Biological process (GO): G protein-coupled receptor signaling pathway
Cellular component (GO): membrane
Molecular function (GO): olfactory receptor activity; G protein-coupled receptor activity
Source: RefSeq, a predicted model, not a curated record